AUGGAAGAAGCUGCAGAAGCCGGCAACCUCGACGCCGUCAAGAGGUUCCUGCCUAGCUUGCUACUGAGCCACGAUCGUACCAUUCCUCUCAAUGAGAGAGCUGUUGCCGGAGCCAGCGCCGUCCUCGAACGCUCCAUACGCGCCGCCGCCGCCCACGGUCGCAUCGACGUCACCCGCUUUUUCAUCGCGAACGGGGCAGUCGUCGACGACGAGCUCGUCUGCGCCGUGCUCACCUCGGGCUCCGUCGAGCUAUGCGAGCUCCUCUUCGAACACAAGUGGGACGUCAAUCGGAGCUAUAUAGCUCAGGGAGGUGGCUGGAGGUUCUCGACACCUCUGCGUGCAGCUCUCGGAAACCCACCCGUCUGUCGCUGGCUUCUAGAACACGGCGCAAACCCCAACCUCUCCGAGGAUGGGUUCACGCCCAUCAUGGUUGCGGUCCGGCUCCACACGCCCGAGGUGGUCAAGGCUCUGAUAGAAUUCGAUGCAGACCCGCGGACGCCGUUGCUGCUACACGCCACAGCCGAUGCCUCGAGCACUGCGAUAGCCAACCAGAAUCCGAAUCGCGGCGACCAGGAUAGGAUAGAAGUGAUGGGCAUCUUGCUCCAACACGGCGCCGACGUGAAUGAGAUGGAGCCGGACCCCAAGUCGAGACCGCGAGAUGAUCAGCGACGGAGAAGAACCAUGGACACCGGCACGCCGCUGCAUUAUGCCGUGGCUGCUGGUAAUCCUGUUGCUGUGAGCUUUCUGCUGGCACACGGGGCAAAUCCCAACCUACCUAGUUGGUCUGGUCAUACACCGCUGCAGGCAGCAGAGGCCCUGGAGUUGAAGUACAUCGCAAACAUAUUGAGAGUCUACGGUCAGAUGAAAUAG
Anthostomella pinea is the source of this 870-nucleotide messenger RNA. Lineage: Eukaryota; Fungi; Ascomycota; Sordariomycetes; Xylariales; Xylariaceae. The record is from the annotation of a GenBank genome assembly.